Parnassius apollo (apollo) is the source of this 501-nucleotide messenger RNA. The record is from the annotation of a GenBank genome assembly. Lineage: Eukaryota; Metazoa; Arthropoda; Insecta; Lepidoptera; Papilionidae.
AUGAACAAAAGACGUCUGACUAGCCAAGCGCCUGAAGCUGCUGUCAAUGCUACCUCUAUUCAGUUGCGACGGGCUAAAACAACGAAUGACACGCAGGAGGAUGGGCGAGGAUUCAAAGAUUAUUAUGACGAGCACCACCACCACGAUCACGACACCACCACGACUGAAAAACCUAUGAAACAGGGCAGAUACACCGACCCCUGGGCUGGAUACUACGACUGGCUUAUAAACGAGGGUUCCUUCAAAUUUUGGAGUGUCUUUCAGAUUUUCACCGCUGCUGUCCUUCUGUACGCGUGUUUGUCAGCUAUCUACUACGCGAAAUUUAACCCUAUCCUGCCUGACUAUAGUAUGGAAUACGACGACUACUUCUUAGAGCGAUCUGUGGGAAGAAAGGCAAGAAGUUUGGAAUCUUGGGAACUCCCAUCAGGACUUAGCUGGAUGAACUCUCAGACCUUUCAGUUCAUUUUGGACGCUAUAUCAAAACAUUACGAAGAAAAAUAA